Molecule: messenger RNA, 1659 nt
Organism: Lacerta agilis (Sand lizard)
Lineage: Eukaryota; Metazoa; Chordata; Lepidosauria; Squamata; Lacertidae
Gene: FAM3B
Product: FAM3 metabolism regulating signaling molecule B
Exons: 8
Coding region: 122-829 (235 amino acids)
Source: RefSeq, a predicted model, not a curated record
CGCUUCCUCCUGCCAGCGGGAACCGGGAAGCGCCCGGCGCUGAGGGCAAGAGGGCGAGGAGCGCCGCGGACUUCCUCGUCCGCCACCCGGGACAGCAAGAGUCCCAGCAAGACGGGGAGAAAUGAUGGUGCGGGCGCCCUGCAACAAUUUUAUGAAGUUAGGAGGGUUUAUCUUUGCAUCUGUCUGUGCCUGGUACUUUGGAUCCCUAUUGGCAUCUAUUAUACCUGAAGACUCCUUAGCAUCAGCUUUUGACAACCUUCAAAACGUUGCCGAGAAACCAAAACUUAAAGCACCACUCCCGAAAAGACUGAAAUGUGACCACUGGUCUCCAUGUUCACCUGGGAGCUAUGCUUAUCGCAUACUCAGUGGUGGUGGUCAGAAGUCUCUCGCCAAGAUCUGUUUUGAAGAUCAGCUACUCAUGAGCAAAGAAAGUCAAAAUGUUGGAAGAGGAAUAAAUGUUGCCAUUGUAGACUAUAACACUGGGAAGCUUCUUAAUGCAAAAUCUUUUGACAUGUGGCAAGGAGCAUUCUCUGCACCACUGGCUGAUUUUGUUCAAAAAGCACCCCAGAAAUCUCUGCUCCUGAUGGUGACCUAUGAUGAUGGAAGCUCAAGGUUAAUGGAGGAUGCAAAAAAGGCAAUAGCAGAUCUAGGAAGUAAAGAAAUACGGAAUUUGAAAUUCAGGUCAAGCUGGGCCUUUAUAGCAGCAAAAGGUUUUGAACUGCCAGCAAACACACAAAGGGAAAUGAUCAACCAUUCUGAUGCGAAAAAGAAUCGAUAUAAUGGCUGGCCAGCUGAAGUCCAGAUAGAAGGCUGUAUUCCAAAAAACUAACAGUCUGGAUUCUCAAGUUAAGAUGUAUCAACAAAGGAAUGCACUGCAUUAUUACCACAUGAUCUCAGAAUGAUUUGUUUGCCAUACAUAGGAAUGUCUUUGGCCAUGAAAAUGCCCAUACUUUUUCACAAUACUAUGGCUGAGUACAAAUGCAAGGGGAUUGUAGCUGCUUAGUUCAUUCCCUGGUCUUCCUGUUCUUCUGCUGCUGUGAUUUCACCCACAGUUUGACUUGGCAGAGUUGGCACAUCACACAAACCUGGGCUCAUGGUUUGUCAGAGAUAUAAACCCAAGAAAAACCUUGGAUAUAACUUGUGGUUUGUCUGGAACAGGACAAACCAUGAGCCCAGAUGUGGACAACACACUAAGACAAACCAUGACUUUGCAAACCACUGCAGCAGAGCAGGAGCACAAUCUUCUCUCUGGGAGCUCAGCUCACACAUUCACACUUUGGGUAUGUUCACAUUAGUGGGUUAAAAUGCACUGAGGUCAAACCCCACCCCCUUCAAGCCUUAUUGGCAUGGUGUUAUUUGCAUCAAGAAAGGGAUGGGGAUCUCUUCACCAGACACACUUGAUACUUUAUGUUUCUCUGCUGCUGGAACUGCCACCUCAUCCUCAACCACCUAUUCAUUAAGCUGUCAUCUUUGCGUGUGUGGCGAUUGUCUCAAUUGUUCACAUUACAGCCACAUUACUUUCAUUGAAACAUCUUAAAGCCAAAUCUGGUCAUCACGACACUGGUAGUUUCAUGGCUUCACGGUUUUAUACUUGAAUGUAUAUGCAUUUAUUACUUUAAUUACUCUGGAAUAAAUAAAAGGAUUUAAUUUUUAAAAUGA